AUGCCGAAGUCAAAAGAACUUGUGUCUUCAAGCUCAUCUGCCAGUGAUUCAGAUAGUGAAGUUGACAAAAAGGCAAAGCGGAAAAAGCAAGUAGCUCCAGAAAAGCCUGUUAAGAAACAAAAGAGUGGUGAAAGUUCAAAAGGUGCAGCUUCUUCUAAGCAAAGCAGUAACAGAGAUGAGAAUAUGUUUCAGAUUGGCAAAAUGAGGUACGUCAGUGUUCGUGACUUUAAAGGAAAAGUCUUAAUUGAUAUUAGGGAAUAUUGGAUGGAUCAAGAAGGUGAAAUGAAGCCUGGCAGAAAAGGUAUUUCUUUAAAUCCAGAACAGUGGAACCAGCUGAAGGAACAGAUUUCUGAUAUUGAUGAUGCAGUGAAAAAACUGUAA
Messenger RNA from Melozone crissalis (California towhee), 381 nucleotides. Its product is annotated as activated RNA polymerase II transcriptional coactivator p15. Gene Ontology annotation, cellular component: transcription regulator complex; nucleus. The transcript has 4 exons. Gene Ontology annotation, molecular function: transcription coactivator activity; DNA binding. The coding region runs from base 1 to 381 and encodes 126 amino acids. NCBI's taxonomy places the organism in Eukaryota, Metazoa, Chordata, Aves, Passeriformes, Passerellidae. The record is from RefSeq and is a predicted model, not a curated record. Gene Ontology annotation, biological process: positive regulation of transcription initiation by RNA polymerase II.